AUGGACGAUGAAGACCAGGUGAUGGCCUAUAUGCCUCGCAAGAGGCAUCGGGCCUUGACAAGAGUUGGAUCCAAUGACUCUGGCACAAGGCAACCGAGGAGUCGCUAUGUCAAUGGCCGCGUUAAUCUGGAAGGGACGAAUGACUCCUUGCUGCCUUUGCCGCAGAAGGCCUUCCAGCACUGCACCUACCAACUUAGACAGGUGCCACACACAAUUUCCUUCCUCUGUGGCAGUGACCGUCAUGUGGAGAAAUGGCUGCGCCACAAUGUCGUUUUCGAGCGGUUUCAUCGAGAUGUGUUCCAUGAUGCCUUCAUGAACGAGCAGAAGGUAGAUAUUUUUGCGGCAGGCCCUCCUUGUCAACCAUUUUCUCCGGAGGGUGCAAAUGCAGGAGAUGAUGAUUCCAGAGCCCAUGUUAUCCAGCCGAUCAAGACCUACAUCUGUCAAGCUCAGCCUAGAGCCUUCAUACUGGAGAACGUGGCUUCGUGGAGCAAGUCGGAUAUCUUCAGGCAGACCAUGGAUGAUCUGGGCGGUCUGAAAAAUGAGGAUGGGUUGCCGGUGUACAAUAUAUACCGCAAAGUCCUGCAGACGUGUCAUUAUGGAGUGGCCCAGAACCGCAGCAGGCUCUACAUCGUCGGCCUCCUCGCCGACGAAGACAAAGGCUUCAAGUUCCCGGAGGCGUUCAAUGAGAAGCCAGACAUUGCAGAUCUUUUGGAUUCGAGAGAGCUGCCUCGACCGAUCAAGGACAUUUCAGAGAUGAGCCCUGAACUUGCGAACUCGACUUCCAAGACACGACAAAAGUGCCUGGCCGCAGUCCUCAGCCACUUCGAGAAAACGGGUGAGUGCCCUUGGACAUCCCACAUCAUCGUGGACACUCAGCAUGGGCGGAGUGAUGCGCGCUUUUACAAAGAUUGCUUUCCAACUCUUACGGCCGCUCGUUGCCAACAGCGAGCCUAUUUCAAUUUGAGGUUGAACCGCUAUCAUACCAUGUCUGAGCUUUUCCGUGCACAAGGUGCAGACCCGGAGGGUAUGGACAUGACUUGCAUUUCGGAACACCAGCUGGGGCACCUGGCUGGAAAUGCCAUGAGUGUUAAUGUGAUGAUUCACCUUUUGGGCUCCAUUAUGCUGAGCUGGUAG
Messenger RNA from Symbiodinium sp. CCMP2592, 1134 nucleotides. NCBI's taxonomy places the organism in Eukaryota, Dinophyceae, Suessiales, Symbiodiniaceae. The record is from the annotation of a GenBank genome assembly.